This is a messenger RNA of Cricetulus griseus (Chinese hamster), 423 nucleotides long. NCBI's taxonomy places the organism in Eukaryota, Metazoa, Chordata, Mammalia, Rodentia, Cricetidae. The record is from RefSeq and is a predicted model, not a curated record.
AUGGCUACACAGUCACUGCCAAAAGUUGUGAUAAAAGGCACCAACAAGAUAUUUCUAAAUGAUCGCUUUACUAAUAUGCUGAAGAACAAACAGCCGAUGCCAGUGAACAUUCGGGCUUCGAUGCAGCAGCAGCAGCAGCAGCAGCUAGCCAGUGCUAGAAACAGAAGACUGAACCUGCAGAUGGAGAAUAGACCGUAUGUCCAGGCAGUAUUAAAACUUAAGCAGAGCUCAAAGCAACUCCUGGUGGAACCGAGCCACUAUUCCCCUUGUGAAAACGACACCACAUAUAAAUUCCAACAAAUAGAUAAGUCUGUACGCAAGAAUACCUUUUCCAAGAUCAUCGUAGCGGGCCUCAUUUCAGAGUCAUCCAUUUAUUCCUUCCCAUAUCUUUUGCCUCUGGAUGGAGCUGCUCCAGCCAGCUAG